AGAGGGGAGGUCGCGAAGUGGGCACCUUCCUAGCAAGAUUUUCUUUGCACAAAGCUUGCAGAGAGAGAAAUCUUUAGAGCUUAAAGCCACUCUUUAAUCCAGCCCCGGUUUUAUUUUCUCUCUCUCUCUCUCCAACCCAUCAUCUCUCGCACACACGCCAACGCGGCGAGCGAGUGAUCGAGAAGGGAAUUAAAUUCCAGGACACCGCGGGCUCUCCAUCGGAUCGGUAGCUCAUGGCCGCCAUCAUGGCCUCCAUAACCAGCGAGCUCCUUUUCUUCCUCCCCUUCAUCCUCCUGGCCCUGCUCACCUUCUACACCAGCGCCGUGGCUAAAUGCCACGGCCUCCACCGGUGGAGCGGCCGGACCAAGAAGAGGCGGCCGAACCUGCCGCCCGGCGCCGUCGGCUGGCCCUUCAUCGGCGAGACCUUCGGGUACCUCCGCGCCCACCCGGCCACCUCGAUCGGCCAGUUCAUGGACCAGCACAUCGCACGGUACGGGAAGAUAUACCGGUCGAGCCUGUUCGGGGACCGGACGGUGGUGUCGGCGGACGCGGGGCUGAACCGGUACGUCCUGCAGAACGAGGGCCGGCUGUUCGAGUGCAGCUACCCGCGGAGCAUCGGCGGCAUCCUUGGCAAAUGGUCCAUGCUGGUGCUCGUCGGCGACCCCCACCGCGAGAUGCGCUCCAUCUCCCUCAACUUCCUCAGCUCCGUCCGCCUCCGCGCCGUGCUCCUCCCGGAGGUGGAGCGCCACACCCUCCUCGUCCUCCGCGACUGGCUGCCUUCCUCCUCCUCCGCCGUCUUCUCCGCCCAGCACGAAGCCAAGAAGUUCACGUUUAACCUGAUGGCGAAGAACAUCAUGAGCAUGGACCCCGGCGAGGAGGAGACGGAGCGGCUGAGGCUCGAGUACAUCACGUUCAUGAAGGGGGUGGUGUCCGCGCCCCUCAACUUCCCCGGCACGGCCUACUGGAAGGCCCUCAAGUCGCGAGCCACCAUACUUGGAGUAAUAGAGAGGAAAAUGGAGGAGAGGCUUGAGAAAAUGAACAAGGAGGCCUCGAGCAUGGAAGAAGAUGAUCUUCUCGGGUGGGCGAUGAAGCAAUCCAAUCUUUCGAAAGAACAAAUAUUGGACCUCUUGCUGAGCCUGCUCUUUGCCGGGCAUGAGACAUCGUCAAUGGCGCUUGCCCUCGCCAUCUUCUUCCUCGAAGGUUGCCCUAAAGCCGUCGAAGAACUGCGGGAGGAGCAUCUUGAGAUUGCUAGGAGACAGAAGCUGAGAGGGGAGUGCAAGCUGAGCUGGGAAGACUACAAAGAGAUGGUUUUCACGCAAUGCGUUAUAAACGAGACCUUGCGGCUAGGCAACGUGGUCAGGUUCCUGCACCGGAAGGUCAUUCGAGAUGUGCACUACAAUGGGUAUGACAUUCCGAGCGGGUGGAAAAUUCUGCCGGUGUUAGCGGCGGUGCAUCUCGACUCGUCGCUCUACGAGGAUCCCAGCAGCUUCAACCCUUGGAGAUGGCAGGGCAACGCGUCUGGGGUGGCGCAGAACAGCAACUUCAUGCCCUACGGCGGCGGCACGAGGCUCUGCGCCGGGUCGGAGCUCGCCAAGCUCGAGAUGGCCAUCUUCCUGCACCACCUGGUGCUCAACUUCCGGUGGGAGCUCGCCGAGCCGGACCAGGCGUUCGUCUACCCGUUCGUCGACUUCCCCAAGGGGCUGCCCAUCAGGGUCCAUAGGAUUGCGCAGGAGGAGGAAGGAGAAGGGGAGUAAAGCGUUUUGACCGUGGACAUAUAUGGUCGGUGCUUCAGUCUAGCGUCUAGGGGAGAGUAUACAGAGGAAAUGUACACAUGUCCGUCCUUGUUUUCUUUCCCUUUGGGGCUUGUGUUAUGUAGAUGGGAUAAACAAAGUUGCUAGGGUGUUACCAUAAGAGGAAAUGUUGGUAGGCUCAGCAGUAGAGUUGUAAUAAGGCCGGCCCACAGCCCACUAGUAAGUGAUUCCAAAGAGUAGGCCUAGCGGUCUUGCUAUCUUGCCUCGUUCC
Triticum aestivum (bread wheat) is the source of this 2022-nucleotide messenger RNA. Its product is annotated as cytochrome P450 90B2. The coding region runs from base 234 to 1754 and encodes 506 amino acids. Gene Ontology annotation, molecular function: heme binding; oxidoreductase activity, acting on paired donors, with incorporation or reduction of molecular oxygen; monooxygenase activity. NCBI's taxonomy places the organism in Eukaryota, Viridiplantae, Streptophyta, Magnoliopsida, Poales, Poaceae. The transcript has 8 exons. The record is from RefSeq and is a predicted model, not a curated record. Gene Ontology annotation, biological process: brassinosteroid biosynthetic process; multicellular organism development; brassinosteroid homeostasis.